GCAACUCCCCUUCUCUUUUCCUCAAUCAUCCCUUAUUUAUUCAUUCCUCAUUAUUAUUAUUCUCCCAUCCCAAGAAAAACUCAACACAAACAAAAAUUCUCGUAAAAACUCUCAUUAAAAAUGGAUUCCAAGAAUUACCCACAAAAUUUCCAAGAUCAAUUACCAUUAAUGGCGCAAAAAUUAGGCGGAGAAGCUUUAAUUGGAGAAUUAUGCAAAGGAUUUCGCUUACUUGUUGAUAAUGAUAAAGGGGUGAUCACGUUUGAUAGCUUGAAGAAAAACGCCGCAAUUUUGGGUUUGCAAGAUUUGAGCGAUGAAGAUUUGCGCAAUAUGUUGAAAGAAGGUGAUUGUGAUGGUGAUGGUGCGUUAAGUGAGAUGGAAUUUUGUGUUUUGAUGUUUAGAUUAAGCCCUGAAUUGAUGGAAGAAGCUGAGUUUUUGCUUCAACAAGAACUUCAAUUUGUUUCUCAGUUGUAAUUUUUUUUUUGGGGGGCUUUCCUCUUUUGAGGCAUACUGUAAUUGAUGAUUCUUUGGCCAUUAUGAUUAUUUAUUAGUAUUAUUAUUA
Beta vulgaris subsp. vulgaris (sugar beet) is the source of this 559-nucleotide messenger RNA. RefSeq names its product calcium-binding protein KRP1. Bases 121 to 471 code for a protein of 116 amino acids. The record is from RefSeq and is a predicted model, not a curated record. Gene Ontology annotation, molecular function: calcium ion binding. Lineage: Eukaryota; Viridiplantae; Streptophyta; Magnoliopsida; Caryophyllales; Amaranthaceae. The transcript has a single exon.